This is a messenger RNA of Anoplopoma fimbria (sablefish), 2196 nucleotides long. It is a transcript of the gene trmt10a, whose product is annotated as tRNA methyltransferase 10A. Gene Ontology annotation, cellular component: nucleoplasm; nucleus; cytosol. The transcript has 7 exons. Lineage: Eukaryota; Metazoa; Chordata; Actinopteri; Perciformes; Anoplopomatidae. Bases 241 to 1194 code for a protein of 317 amino acids. Gene Ontology annotation, biological process: tRNA N1-guanine methylation. The record is from RefSeq and is a predicted model, not a curated record. Gene Ontology annotation, molecular function: tRNA binding.
UCCGACUAAUACAUUGAACAGUUGUGUAGUGUAGUUUCUGUUUGUCCUGCUGGCUGUGGUUGCACAUAAGGGCACACGUGAUUCUGUGUUUCUUUUCUUAGUGAAACUAUAAAGAAGGACUUUGCUUUAAAUGCUGUCGGUUCGUUUUCUGCAAAGAGCAGCUGACGCGUUAAUAACAUCAAUAGCUAGUUGACACAGCAACGUUGGCCGGCAGACGUUGGUUAUCGCUGCUCUUAACAGAUGGCGGAGGACAGCGGGAAAAGUGAAGCUUCAGCCCGACAGGACAAAGAUGAUGGAGACGAUGAGAGCAGUCAGAAGACAGAGAGCGCUAACGGAGAAAACAGAACUGUGUCCAAAAAGCAAAGGAAGAAGCUUCUGAGGCAGCAGAAGUGGGAAGAAGAUAGGGAACGACGGAAGCUGAAACGCAAGGAGAGGAAGCAGCAGCGUCGGUUGCAGAGGCAUCAUCAUCAUCAUCAGGAGGACGAGGAGGGAGGAGAGGCCCAGAACGCCAGGAAGCGUCUACGCAGAGAGGUGACGCCUAGCUCGCUGAGGCUGGUGGUUGACUGCAGCUUCGACAACCUCAUGCUUAUCAAGGAUGUCCGGAAGCUUCACAGACAGGUCCAGCGGUGCUAUGCUGAGAACAGACGAGCCUUGCAUCCAGUGCAGUUUUAUCUGACCAGCCUGGGGGGCCAGCUGAAACAGAGCAUGGAUGAGAAGGACAAAGGAUGGGUCAACUGGAAGGACAUCACCAUUAAAACGGAGCACUACAGUGAAGUUGUUCCGCAGGAGGAGCUGGUCUACCUGACAUCAGACUCCCCCAACAUGCUGGAAGAGCUGGACCACAAAAAGGCCUAUGUGAUAGGAGGCCUGGUGGACCACAACCACCACAAGGGCAUCACGUUUGAGAGGGCGAAGGAGCUGGGGAUCGAUCACGCUCAGCUGCCUCUGAGCAACUUUGUCAAGAUGAACAGUCGGAAGGUUCUAACGGUCAACCAUGUGUUUGAGAUUGUCCUGGCUUACCUGGAGAAGGGCAGCUGGCAGGAGGCCUUCUUCACCGUCCUGCCUCAGAGGAAAGGAGCGGUGGCCGUCGACCAGGACGGAACAACUGUUCAGGGAAAAGAAGAAGAAGAAGAAGAAGAGGAGGAUUCAGACUCUAACCCCGACACACCAGACCAGCCUGAGAAAAGAGACUAAAAUGUAGUUCAAAUGGACAACUUCAAACAAAGUUCACAACGUGUGGAUACAUUGAUGCUGAGCCCAUGCUCCCAAGAGGGAUGUUUCUGUUGACAAAGCAUCUGUUUUUCUUUCUUCUAUUUCAAAUUUUUUUUUUUUUUUAACCACCUAUUUAUUGAGUUUUACUUUGUGCCUCCUGUAAUGGGUGAAAAUUGAGUUGAACAGCUAAUGUAAAUUUUAGUUUUGCAAGAUUCUUUCGGCAGAUAAUACACUUGUAAUUACAGAAAAUAAUUUAUUCAUAGAUUUUUAUUCCUUUUUUUCAACUCAAAGCUUAAGCUGGUCAGACUGGUGCUAAAUGUAUUCAUUUAAAAGAUUUGAAGCAGGAUAAAGUCAACACAUGAACAUUGUUAUCACCGUCCCUGGAAUUAUUGAAAUAUUAUGGAUUUUUGAAAGUAUAUUCACACAGCCUGCACAGUAUGCUAGAAGCUUAAAGUGAACAAGAUAAAAAAAGAGAUGAUGAGCUAGACCUAGUGCCAACCAGAAUGCACUGGAUGACAUUAGUAGCAUCAAUUCUGACUUUAUCAAAUGUGAUGAGUCAAGAGUGAAGUAGAAAAAGCUGUUUUGAGUUGAUGGCAAUCUGCGACCUCACCACUAGAUGUCACUGAAUCCUACACGCUGCUCCUUUAAGCAACACCUGCAUUAUGACCUGGUCUGGAGGCCCUGUCGCAUAGAGGUGCCUGAGUUUAAUUGUAAGGCCUUUAUUUUUUUAUAGUGCAUGAUUUAAAAAUGUUUUAUUAAUAAUUACAAUGUGAUACAUACACAGUGCAGGGAGUGGGCUUAGCUAGCCCUGCAUACAAGUAGAACAACAGAGAACAAACAACAUGAUACUGCGCUAUAUGCCAUCAGAAUAUAUUGAACUGUGACAGAAUACAUUUAUACAAAUCCAAUAUAAUUUAAGAGGUGAUAUAUACAACUAGAAAAAAAACACUGAAUCAAAUCUGACAAUUUACAAUAAAAUACGUG